AGCACUUAUCGGAUCUUGGGCUCUCGGAUCCAAUCCGUGAACGCACACGAUCCUCUCCUCAACUCGCCGGCGUGAGAGAAGUUCCAUUGCUCGUGGGAGCUCUUCAUCACAAUCUCGAAGCGCGAACCGAUCUCUUGGCAGCGGCGGGGAUGGCAAGCAGCAGCGUUGAUGCGGCGGGGGAGCCGAUCCCGACCUCAUCGGUGUUGAUGGCUGCGUCGAAGCACAUCGCAGUGAGGUGCCGCUCGGAGAACAUGGCCUUCAUCACCUGCAAGAAGAAAGACGCUAACCCUGAGAAGUGCCUCGAUAAGGGCCGCCAAGUCACUGCUUGUGUCGUCAAUCUGCUGAAGUCACUUCAUCAGAAGUGCCCUAAAGAGAUGGAUGCUUAUGCAAGCUGCAUGUAUUAUAACACAAAUGAGUUCGAUAUGUGUCGCAAAGAGCAACAUGAGUUUGAGGCUGCAUGCCCGGUGUCUGAGUAGAUUGUUUUCAUUUCCUUUCAUCUUAUGAAUAAUCUGAAGAAACCAUAGAUCUGAAUUUUGGUUUUCUUCCGUCAAAAUGGUCUGGUGUCAGGAUACUUCUUUUUCUAUUUUGUUAGUGAUUUGCUUCAUCAUGAGAACCAUGCUGAAACUCAUGUUGAAUUUCUGCUACUUGGAGAUAACUGUAACCUGCUUGUUGGUUGUGUUAUUUGAUGUCAAUGAGAUAUACUUUUAGCAUA
This is a messenger RNA of Dioscorea cayenensis subsp. rotundata (Guinea yam), 712 nucleotides long. RefSeq names its product NADH dehydrogenase [ubiquinone] 1 alpha subcomplex subunit 8-A-like. The record is from RefSeq and is a predicted model, not a curated record. The transcript is spliced from 2 exons. Lineage: Eukaryota; Viridiplantae; Streptophyta; Magnoliopsida; Dioscoreales; Dioscoreaceae. Gene Ontology annotation, biological process: mitochondrial electron transport, NADH to ubiquinone. The coding region runs from base 150 to 476 and encodes 108 amino acids.